UGACUUUAUACAAUUUUCAUUGCAAACUUUACAACAUGCACAAGUUGAAAUCAUCGCAGAGGGAGAAAGUAAGGCAGUUUGUUGUAUUUACGAACACUGGUGAAAAAACUGCAAUAUACUGUCUGUCACAACACGAUUGGAAGUUAGACGUAGCAUCCGAUAACUAUUUCCAAAAUCCGGAAGUCUAUUACAAAGAGCCUAAAGCGGCAGUCGACAGAAAAUGUCUAGAGAGGCUAUUUAAUCGAUAUAAAGAUCCACAUGAAGAAGACAAGAUCUUGGCAGAGGGAGUGGCAAAAUUUAUUGAAGAUUUAUCAUUAGAUCCAACAAGUAGAAUAGUGUUAAUACUUGCAUGGAAACUCAAAGCUGCCACGCAAUGUGAAUUUACUAAGAAAGAAUUCUAUGAUGGAAUGAUAGAUCUUGGAUGUGACUCAACUGACAAACUCAAGAAUAAAUUUCACCAGCUCGAAAAUGAAGUCAGAGAUCCUAAUAAAUUUAAAGAUUUAUACCAGUUCACAUUUAAUUUUGCCAAAAAUCCUGGGCAGAAAGGCUUAGAUCUAGAUAUGGCGAUAGCAUACUGGAAUAUAGUGCUUGCUGGAAGAUUUAAAUUUUUAGACCUUUGGUGUAAAUUUCUUCAAGAACACCAUAAAAAGUCCAUUCCAAGGGAUACCUGGAAUCUAUUAUUAGAUUUUAGUAAUAUGAUUGCAGAUGAUAUGAGUAAUUAUGAUGAAGAAGGAGCCUGGCCUGUCCUCAUUGAUGACUUUGUGGAGUUUGCAAAACCAUUUGUACAGGGAAAGAGUACAACUGUUUGACAGAAUGACUCGUACAUAUAUAGUGAAAUUGUGUGUAUAGUUGAUUGCCAUGCCAAUCUGUUAUCUUAUUACCAAACCAGUACUUUUAUGAUAACCAUGUAGCUGACUAAUUGGGCUGGGUUUCAUUCCUCAGGCAACUUUUUUUAGUCAACAAUGAGUUAUUUUCCAUGGAAUGUUCUUGUUUGUGGUCCAGGAAAGGUGAAUGUUUCACCUGUUCCAUUUAUCAAAAAGUGCUAAGAAUCAAGCAUGUUAAUUGUAGUGUUUUGGGGAUUGGGUAUGCUGUAAUAUAUGAACUGAUAUCAGCUACAUGGUGUAUCUAGAAAUUAAAGUAAUGUACAGAAUUUAUGUUAUUUAAAUUUGUUCACUCCCUUGAUUUUGUGUGUCAAUUUUACCUACAGAUGAUUUUAUUAAUUUUUUCACCAUCACAGGACUAUUGAGUCAUUUAUAAGUAAAUUUUUUGGUUGCUUACCCUGGACAAGCAGUUUUGUACAAGGUUUUCUGCUUGAAUAAUCUGUGUUUGCUUUUGGUUUGCCUGCUAACCUGGUCUUAGUUUUUAAGGUUGUGUUUUCUCCAGGUGCCUGACAUCGGUAUAUUGCAAAUUAAUUCACAAAUUAGCUUAAUUACCAAGGUAUUAGUUGUUAUAUUUUAUCAAUAUCUAAGAUUGUACUCAAAGUGUGGAUGCCAAAGCAAAAAGCCAUGCAUAAAUUUCUACUCAGCUGUCAACUAUCAUGAUUUAUUCGAAUACAUGUAUAAUAGUCAAAAGACCCAAAUCAAAUUUUCAACGUCCCCAACAAAAUGAAGUUUCUUUUUUUAAUUUUAUGUAUUAAAAAAAAUACUAUUGUGAUCAACACAUAUGACACUAUAGUAGUAGAUAUUCCUAUUAAUAUUCUUGUAAAUUUCAGCAACCCUUACCUUCUCUCAUGCCAGGUUUUUGUUUUCCCAGCAAGUUGAUUAUAAUUUACCAGAGGACACAUUGCUUUUCAUUGUAAUGUAUACUUUAUCUGGAGCCAGUUGUUCACACUUGAUAAAUAGAAGGAAUCAACAGUAGCAUGAAAUGUGAUGUAAUGGAAAUAAAGAGCCCCC
Messenger RNA from Saccoglossus kowalevskii, 1892 nucleotides. Its product is annotated as DCN1-like protein 1. NCBI's taxonomy places the organism in Eukaryota, Metazoa, Hemichordata, Enteropneusta, Harrimaniidae. Gene Ontology annotation, cellular component: ubiquitin ligase complex. Gene Ontology annotation, biological process: protein neddylation. The record is from RefSeq and is a predicted model, not a curated record. Gene Ontology annotation, molecular function: cullin family protein binding; ubiquitin-like protein binding; ubiquitin conjugating enzyme binding.